Messenger RNA from Lingula anatina, 1546 nucleotides. Its product is annotated as phosphatidylserine lipase ABHD16A-like. Gene Ontology annotation, molecular function: glycerophospholipase activity; monoacylglycerol lipase activity. NCBI's taxonomy places the organism in Eukaryota, Metazoa, Brachiopoda, Lingulata, Lingulida, Lingulidae. The record is from RefSeq and is a predicted model, not a curated record. Gene Ontology annotation, cellular component: endomembrane system. Gene Ontology annotation, biological process: phosphatidylserine catabolic process; monoacylglycerol catabolic process.
CUUUUUGCUCACAUCAUUUUGUCUGUAACAUCAAAAAGUAGCCGACAUCUUUGGUAUCAUGAUAACUAUGCAAAAUACACAAAUGCUAAAAAAGUGUGGUUUACAUUGCAGUUAGCCCUAUCUUAGAAGCCAGAAGUAAGCUUAUAGAGAAAAAUGGACUCCGCGCCAAAGUGGAAACUCCAGAUGGUAACCACAUAGACACAAUGUUUAUUGAUAGAAGGGACAGCUUUGAAAUGUCCAAUGGGAAGUAUUUGGUUGUCUGCAGUGAAGGAAAUGCUGGGUUUUAUGAAAUUGGCUGUAUGGUGACACCCAUGGAUGCGGGGUACUCUGUACUGGGAUGGAAUCACCCAGGGUUCUCAGGCAGUACGGGAGCCCCAUUCCCAGAGCAGGAACAGAAUGCAGUGGACACUGUGAUGCAGUAUGCUAUUACCAAACUUGGCUUCAAACCAGAAGAGAUCAUUCUGUUUGCGUGGUCUAUAGGGGGAUUCCCUGCCUCAUUCGCUGCCAUGAACUACCCUGAUGUAAAAGCUGUGAUACUUGAUGCUACUUUUGAUGAUGUAAUGCCAUUAGCAGUAGCCCGCAUGCCACAGAGUUGGAGGGGGUUGGUGUCCAUGACAGUGAGGCGCUACCUCAACAUUCCUAUCUCCAGUCAGCUGUGUCAGUACCCAGGACCUGUACUGCUAAUUAGGAGAACAAAUGAUGAAAUGAUCACUACUGUAGAUCAGACAGUGAUAGGAUCCAACAGAGGAAAUGAUCUGCUGAUUAAGUUAUUACAAUAUAGAUAUCCAAAUAUUGUGAAUUCUGACACUGAGGUCCUCCUUAGGAACUGGCUUGAGUGUAAAAAUACAGAGGACAAACUCCAAUUCCUCACCAACCACGGUGUGGAUGAUGACAUGUGUGAGGCCACAUUUGCUUCCUUUGUCAUGGAGAAUUCCUUAAGUUUCCCCAUGCAGAUAGGUGAAGGCAUCAGUGAAGAUCUUCGCUCACAACUUGCACUGUUUCUGGCGUACAAACACAUGGAAGAUUUCGAGUCGACCCACUGCACGCCUCUUCCUACUACCCACUUCAAGUUACCAUGGCAACCAAAACUUGUCACUGCCAGGAACUUCGAUGACGUGGAUUAAUCUGUUGGUCAUCAUCAGUUGUGUUAUGCUUUGCUGUAAUAUUAUACAGUGAUUAACCAUGUGCACUGGUCAUUGGUCACUGGUCAGACUUUGCACUUGGUCAUUCACCUUGCUAAGCGUAUAUUUUAUAGAUUGCAGGAUUUGUGGCCAUUAUGUGUAAAUGUGGAUCUUGUUUGGUUGUAGCCAAACUGCUGGAGAAAUUGAUGUACAUGCAUGCAUGCUGAAGUCUGUAAGUUAUUAAGAUCAUUUUAGAAUAUAAAAAUUAUGUCUGUAUAGACAGUAUAAACUGGACAUUGUGAUUGAAAGCAUAGAAAUACAUCUUACGUUGGAUUUGGGUGUAGAGAUUCAAGAACUGUGAAGAGUAGUAUAAAAUGCCAUCAUUUUUGGUCAUGUUGCUUGCAAUUAUUAUUGUUGUAAUAUCA